GCCCACGCCGCAAGCGCAAUCUCCGCCUUUCCAUCCUCGCUCAAACACGGCAACGGCCUAUGCAACGACGUCAAGACUCCGGGGCGGGGAAGUGGGUGGUGCGCUACGGGCACCGUAUUACCGCCUGUGGAUGUCGAGGACGAGGAGGCAAGGGGAGAGGGCGUGGUGUUUGGAGGAUGUGGGGGAGGGGCGUGGUGUUUUGGGAUGGAUGGGUUUCUUGGCUCAUGCGUGGGAAGAGUAUGAUGGUCUGGGACGUAAGUGUUUCUUGGCUGGUGCGGUGUGGGAGCGUAAUGCUCGGGCAUGUAGCUGUGUCUUUCCUGAUAUGGGGGAAGAGGAUGAUGCGAGGGAAGAGCGUGAUACUCAGGGACACAUAACUAAAAACUUAAGAGAAAAUGUGUGUGUUGCGCGCGCGACAUGCCAAGAGUUGCGCUUAAAAAGUUACGGACGGAUGGAUCAUCCCUUGGGAUAUAGACAGGGGCGCAACGUGUGCAGCGUCUUGAGCACCCUUCCACACUACGGCUAUUUUUGGUACCAGGAAGAAAAAUGGGCCGGACCACAACCAGCGCAGUGUAUUUAUGUCUGCUAUCAUUAUGAGACACGAACGAUCCUACGAGCAACAGACAUCGAGCGCAUCAUCUCCGAGAUAGACUCCUGUCGAGAACGAGGGGCUGGUAGAGGAAAACAUGAACUUGGCGCAGCAGAUCCGCAUGUAUCAACGCUCGCAGCUACUGCGGAGAACGGACUCGAAUUCCUCGGCGUGAAUCCAUUAGAUUUAGCUGGAUAUGAAUAA
Messenger RNA from Pseudovirgaria hyperparasitica, 790 nucleotides. RefSeq lists its product as uncharacterized. Bases 131 to 790 code for a protein of 219 amino acids. The transcript is spliced from 3 exons. Lineage: Eukaryota; Fungi; Ascomycota; Dothideomycetes; Acrospermales; Acrospermaceae. The record is from RefSeq and is a predicted model, not a curated record.